GCAAGAUGUGAGGGACAGUGGACGUGGUGUGCAUUUCGUCGUAUCUUUGGUGCGAAGCACAAAGUAAACAGAAAAGGCACGUCUAUGAAUGCCACUACCGUCAGGUCAGGUAAGACCGUUGAACGUGGAUGGGAUGCUCGCUCUGCUACGCGUCGAUUGAUUGGUCGACGUCUCCACACGCACCAUCUCCUCUAAGGUUAGCCGUCCACCUAUUCUCACACCAACAAUCUCCUCUAAGGUUAGCCGGCCAGCUAUUCUCACACCAACAAUCUCUCUCUCUCUGCUCGCUGUGUGUGUGUGUGUGUGUGUGUGUGUGUGUGUGUGNGAGAGAGAGAGAGAGAGAGAGAGAGAGAGAGAGAGAGAGAGAGAGAGAGAGAGAGAGAGAGAGAGAGAGAGGAUGGCGGUUGCGGGAGCAGAGACAAUUGGAGGGGUAAUGGGGUCAUUGGGGGUAGGAGGGGGGAGGUGGUGGUGUAGCAGCAUGCUACGGACCGGAGAGAAGAGGGAUAUGGAUAUGGAGUUGGGUUUGCAGGGUAGAUGUAGAUCUGACGCGUUGCACGGCGAGGGAGGAGACUUUAGGCGGGCGUUCAUCAAGGCACAUUUGCCGGGCGACACGUGUCAUUCUGCCCAUCAUUUCCCAUUGCGCUGCCACGCUGGCUUUCGCCUUUUCCGAGAAUCUGGCGGCUAUGGCCACCGUCGCUGCGGAGCCGCAGCGGACGUUUCUCCCAGCGGGCGACCUGUGCUUCCCUCUGGCAAACCCAGAGCUUGGCGUGAUGUUCGCAAAGGAGGAGGCCACGUGGAACGGCGGCGAGUCGACACGUGUGUCACUCGCACGUGGCCACGUGCAUUCUUGCGAGUUGAUCACUGCUCGUCUCGAGAAGCAAUUGAUUGGCAAUCAAACAGGAGGAGGCCACGUGGAGGGACGACCAGGGGGGUGCUAGAGUGUCCCCGGUCUAGUUGUAUUCUGGCGUCACGUAAGCGCCGCAUACCUCCUCUACCAUUCACACAUCCAUCGUCUCCUUCUUCUUCAACACCUUGGCGAUCAAGAUUACCUCCCGAGAGGUUGUUGCAAUCCAUCUUCUCCUCCUCCUCCGCCCGUUCCUCCUCUUUGUCCUCCUCCUCCUCCUCCUCCUCCUCCUCCUCCUCCUCCUCCUCCUCGGUCCCUAUGCUUGCAUUAUCCUUCUCUUCGUUGUCGGCCUCGUCCGUGCCGCUGUCAUCCGACUGUUCUUGCAAUGCCGCUCCUUUACCAGCAUCAAGAAGGCUCUCCUCCUCCUCCCCCCCUUCCUCCUCCUCCUCCUCCCUUUCCUCCUCCUCCUCCCCCUCUUCCUAUAACUUCUCCUACCUCGUUCCCAGGCUUUCAUCAUCGCCGUCUUCGUUGUCGGGACCUUAUUUAUUAUCGCGGUCGACUAACUCCCCUUGCAUUGCCACCGCUUUAUCAGCUUCCGGGGCCUCCUACUCGUUUCCCUCUUCCUCUUCCUCUUCCUCCUCCUCCUCCUCCUCCUCCUCCUCCUCCCCCCUCUCCCCUUCCCGCGUCUCUACUGGGCGAUUCUCCGCAGUCGCCCCUCGCUUCGCUAUCGCGCCAUCGUCAUCAGGGGCCUCUUCCUCCUCCUCCUCCUCCUCCCCCCUCUCCCCUUCCCGCGCCUCUACGCGGCGAUUCUCCGCAGUCGCCCCUCGCUUCGCCAUCGCGCCAUCGUCAUCAGGGGCCGCUGGACUUGCAACGAAUCUCGAAAGGAGUGAAGAUCUAACGGAUCAGGCGGCGGCGCGCACUGCGCGCCAAUCUGUCGCUAGAGAUAGCUUGGACCAGCGGGUGCACAGAUUUGACGAGGAGAUCGAACGGCUGCGAGCUCUUCGCGGGACUCUAUCGCUAGCCCGAAGUAUGGAGGAGAAGAUAGAAAUCCUCGAUGACGAUCGACGAGUGCAAGCGGUGUUCGGGUUGGAGGAGGAAGAGGGCGAGGGAGAGAAUGGGAGAGGGAGGGAGGCCGAGAGUAGGGCACGCACUCGACAGUGCGCGGCAUUGUGUCGUGCGUUGCUAGAUCAAUCAGAGCUCACGAUCCUCAAAUCCCUCAUAGCCGCGGGCCAAGGGCAUGUGUUGGACGUAUCGCUUGAAUGGGACCAUACUCCUCUUCUGUAUCCUCCCCACCCUCCUCCUUCUCCUCCUCCUCCUCCUUCUCCUCUUUCUCCUCUUUCUCCUCCUUCUCCCUAUCCAAUUGACCAUCGUCAGCAGCAAGAGAACAACAACAAGAUCGAGAAGGAUGAGUCGGGUGCCGCAGAGGCGUAUGAAGAGUCGGUGCAGGGCGGAGGAUGGCAGAUCAACGGUUUUCCCGGUGGAGAUGUAGGAGGGUGGAAAGAGAUUCAGGCUAUGGCUGCGUCGUCAUUAUCGUCGAAAAGCGUCAUCAAGGGAGCCCUUGGACAGAUUGCCAAGAUGAUUGAUUUGGUCUCGAGGACCGAUGAGAGAAAGGACAUGAAAAGAAGUAAGCCAGAAGGAGGAAGAGGAGGAGGAGGAGGGGGAGGAGUUAGGACAACAAUCGUGAGAGAGAGAGCGAAGGGCCCUUCGCGAACAGAUGAAGGGUUUUGCGUCCAAGGUCACGAGAUCAACGCUUUUGAGGAUUUCAAGCGCGAUUUCAAGGAACUCUUGGCCUCCCAAAGCCGCAUUGAACAGUUUUACGACUCAAUUGGUGGGAUAAUCGGGUACCAGCUGUUGAUCUUGGAACUGAUAAGGGAUCAUGAGAUGGAACAUCUGGUCCAGGACCGAGCUGAGAGGGGAAAAGGAGGAGGAGGACUGAAUCAACGGGGCGGAGUGUCCACAUCUCUACCCGGGAAUGGCAAUGUCGAUGGGGACCACCAGAACAAUCUUGGGUGGCAGCGCACUUUCCCGCCGAUUUCGGAUGACAAUGACAUCCAUUCUUCUUCUUCUUCUUCUUCUUCUUCUUCUUCUGCUGCUGCUGCUGCUGCUGCUGCUGCUUCUUUUGCUGCUUCUUCUUCUUCUGCUGCUGCUGCUGCUUCUUUUGCUCCUUCUGAGCCCGGGAACAAGAAGAUCGUCGUGAAUGGAAAUGCGCGGGAGCAGAACGGAUCAGCUAGAGUAGGAGGGGAGAGUCCCAUCACGACCAGGUUCCACGUACCUGCAGGAGUGGAUUUGUCGAAGGAAGACGGGUUUGCUAGACAGGCGGCCUCUUGGGGACUGGAGGGUAUGCCCCAAAUGGGGGAAAUUUACCCUCUUGGAGGUGCUGGGGAUCGCUUAGGCUUGGUCGAUGAUUUCACAGGAGAAUGCCUUCCUGUUGCUAGCCUUAAUUAUUGUGGCCGCUCGCUUCUCGAAGGGCUAAUUAGGGAUCUCCAGGCGCGAGAGUAUCUUUACUACAACAUCCACGGCGAGCAAUGCAUUACGCCAGUAGCGAUAAUGACUAGCGCUGCCAAGAACAACCACAGGCACGUAACCACCAUCUGCAAGCAGAAUCAGUGGUUUGGCCGUGGUCAAGGUAAUUUCCGCCUGUUUGAGCAGCCAUUGGUCCCCGUGGUGAGCUUGGAUGACGGCAAGUGGAUUGUGAUCGGGCCUCUUCAGGUCCUGUUAAAGCCAGGAGGCCACGGUGCGCUCUGGAAGCUGGCAUUAGACGAGGGGGUGUUUGAUUGGUUCGGCGCGCGCCGGCGGCAAUCUGCCAUCUUGCGCCAAAUCAGCAAUCCUUUGGCGGGAACCGAUGACACUCUCCUUGCCCUGUCCGGCGUGGGACUCAAGGGGGAGAAGAAGUUUGGAUUCAUGUCGUGCGAGCGCAAUGUGGGGUCCGCAGAAGGGGUGAACGUGCUGAUCGAGACCAACCGGCCGGGAGCGGACGGGAUCGGGAUGUGGGAGUACAGCGUGAGCAAUGUCGAGUACACGCAAUUCGAUGUCCUUGGGAUCGCCGACAAACCCCUCGAAGACGGCAGCCCGCAGGCCAAGUUUCCCGCCAAUACCAACGUGUUGUACGCCAACCUGGAAGCGGUUAAGGAGGUCGUGACACGUGGCGGCCUGGCCGCGCUUCCCGGAAUCAUCAUCAAUUUGAAAAAGCCCAUCUUGUACGUGGACACCAACGGUCGGGAGCGCAGCGUGCGCGGCGGCAGACUGGAAUGCACGAUGCAGAAUAUUGCCGACAGCCUGGUGCACCGGUCCGCGUCCCGACUGCCGCCCGAACGGCAUCGGGAUCUCGACACCUUUGUUUUAUUCAACUCGAGGCAGAAGGUCACAUCAUCCGCGAAGAGAAAACGCAAACCGGGCGAUCUGAACAUCCACCAGACGCCCGACGGGUCCUUCUACGACUUGAUGAGGAACGCGCGGGAAGUCCUGACGUCUUGUGGGAUGUCGAUGCCCUUGAUGAGUCCCAAGGACGAGUACCUGACCCACGGCCCACCGUUUCUCGUCCUUUAUCAUCCGGCCUUGGGACCGUUAUGGGACAUAAUCAGGCAGAAGAUCCGGGGGGGGGCCAUGACGAAGGGAUCGGAGUUGUGUCUCGACAUAGCGGAGCUGGCUAUGGAGGAGGUGGAACUCGACGGAAGUCUCAGAGUGCAGGCGAAGAACGUGAUGGGCGAGAUGGUGGUCAAGGACGGGGAAUCGGUCUUGAGGUACGGAAGGAGGUGUGGGAGGUGCAGGCUUAGGAGGGUCAAGGUAAUCAACAGGGGGGUGACGUGGCGGCCGGAGAACGUCUACUGGCAGCACAGAGUGGCACGAUACGAGAGUGUGCAGGUGAUUCUCCAUGGGGACGCGGAGUUCGACGCCAGUGAUGUGACAAUAACCGGGCAGCACACCUUCGAGGUGCCGGACGGCCAUAGGUUGCGGCUUGUACCGAGUGGGGACCACGCAGAGUCGGGAUCGGGAUACCAAGCGAUUAUGGAGAAGAAAGGGGAGGAGGAGAGGAAACACGAACAAGCAGACGGCGAGGUGGAGGACAACAUAUCCUUGGCCACUGGUGAUGAUGAGGAUGAGGAGGAGGAGGACGAGGAGGAGGAAUGUCGGCGGCGACCAACUUGGUAUUGGAAGUACGGAAAGGAGGAAGAUGGGAGAAUCGUGCUCGAGAUGACUAGUGACGACGAUUGGGAUCCCAGCGGCAGCAGCAGCAGCAGCAGCAGCCGGUAGGGAGAGGCAAGAAGAGCCAACAUUGAAUUGAUCUGAACAAAUUAAACGAGAAGGA
Molecule: messenger RNA, 5150 nt
Organism: Chara braunii
Lineage: Eukaryota; Viridiplantae; Streptophyta; Charophyceae; Charales; Characeae
Source: the annotation of a GenBank genome assembly